Messenger RNA from Mesocricetus auratus (golden hamster), 2610 nucleotides. It is a transcript of the gene F2rl1, whose product is annotated as F2R like trypsin receptor 1. The transcript is spliced from 2 exons. Gene Ontology annotation, molecular function: thrombin-activated receptor activity. The record is from RefSeq and is a predicted model, not a curated record. Bases 166 to 1353 code for a protein of 395 amino acids. NCBI's taxonomy places the organism in Eukaryota, Metazoa, Chordata, Mammalia, Rodentia, Cricetidae. Gene Ontology annotation, cellular component: membrane. Gene Ontology annotation, biological process: blood coagulation; thrombin-activated receptor signaling pathway; phospholipase C-activating G protein-coupled receptor signaling pathway.
CAGGUGCGUCCAGGGGCUCCGGUUUCACUGAAACGAAUCCCUCUCUGGGAAAGCUCAGUGCUGCCCGCUUUAGGAGAAGGGGACCUGGCGCUCCGAGUGGGGCUCUGAGUUUCGAACCAGAGGUGGCGGAUUCCCUGUCCGCCCGACGUCGGGGCUGCUGCGAGGAUGCGAAGUCUGAGCCUAGCUUGGUUCCUGGCAGGCGUCAUCCUUCUGGCGGCCUCAGUCUCCUGCAACCGGACCUUCCAAGGACCCAACAGUAAAGGAAGAAGUCUUAUCGGCAGAUUGAACACCCCUCCUCCAAUCUCUGGGGAAGGAGUUACAGCAGACCCAGGCUUUUCCAUUGAUGAGUUCUCUACAUCGGUCCUCACUGGGAAGCUGACUACUGUCUUUCUUCCGGUCAUCUACAUCAUUGUCUUUGUGAUUGGUUUGCCCAGCAAUGGCAUGGCCCUCUGGGUCUUCCUUUUCCGGACGAAGAAAAAGCACCCUGCUGUGAUCUACAUGGCCAAUCUGGCCUUGGCAGACCUCCUCUCUGUCAUCUGGUUCCCCCUGAAGAUUGCCUACCACCUACAUGGCAACAACUGGGUCUAUGGGGAUGCACUUUGCAAGGUGCUCAUUGGCUUUUUCUAUGGCAACAUGUACUGCUCCAUCCUCUUCAUGACCUGCCUCAGCGUGCAGAGGUACUGGGUGAUAGUGAACCCCAUGGGGCACCCCAGGAAGAAGACAAACAUUGCCCUUGGUGUCUCCCUGGCAAUCUGGCUCCUGAUUUUUCUGGUCACCAUCCCCUUGUAUGUCAUGAAGCAGACCAUCUACAUUCCGGCCUUGAAUAUCACCACCUGUCACGACGUGCUGCCUGAGGAGGUAUUGGUGGGGGACAUGUUCAAUUACUUCCUCUCCCUGGCCAUUGGAGUCUUUCUGUUCCCAGCCUUACUUACUGCAUCUGCCUACGUGCUCAUGAUCAAAACACUCCGUUCUUCUGCCAUGGAUGAACACUCCGAGAAGAAAAGGCGGAGGGCUGUCCGCCUCAUCGUCACUGUCCUGGCCAUGUACUUCAUCUGCUUCGCUCCGAGCAACCUCCUGCUCGUCGUGCAUUAUUUCCUAAUUAAAAGCCGAGGCCAGAGCCAUGUCUAUGCCCUCUACCUUGUCGCCCUCUGCCUGUCCACCCUCAACAGCUGCAUCGACCCCUUUGUCUAUUACUUUGUUUCACAGGAUUUCAGGGACCAUGCCAAAAACGCGCUCCUCUGUCGAAGCGUCCGCACUGUGAAGCGCAUGCAGGUGUCCCUCAGCUCCAACAAGUUCUCCAGGAAAUCCAGCUCUUACUCCUCAAGUUCAACCAGCGUUAAGACCUCCUACUGAGCGGUGUCAAGCCUGCUGGAUGGCGUGUGUGCACGAGGGGUGGGAAUGCACCCACACUGGGCUGUCCUUUUCUGACCAAGCUGGUCUCAGCACUGAUCACAAGUGUGGACAUCAGUAUCGGGUUUCUGCUGCUCUGAUGUCCUGGAAACUGAACGAACUUAGAGAAGCAAAUUUUAUGGAGAAGGCAGAAAUCCAGUGACUUGCAACAGCUACACCCGGCAAGAAGACUAAGUUCCUAGCUGAAGCAAUUUCUUCUACAACUGGUCCACCGCAGCUUUGAGAGGACCCGAGGCCCUUGUAGAGCUCCAAUCCAGUUGGUUGGCUCUUCAGAUGUGGACAAGACUGUGAAUGAAUUUCCAGAAUUCUAACCAGCAACGGUGAGUUUGCACUGGACAACAGAAUCCGAAUGCCUAGUGGGUGCAGUCUCAUUUCAUCAGAAGUCCUGGGGAUCUUGUACAAAGUGCAAGUCCCUCAGCUUCAGCAACCAGAGCUCAGAUUCGAGGGGGCCGCUCUGCAAACCUCAGCGAUAUCUGCAUGCACAGAUCCAUGGAGCUGAACCUGCUUCUGCCCACCAGGACACCAUAGUAACGUUUGAAAAGGAAAACCAAUAGCAAUGUUUUGGGCCUCUUUAUGGUCAGGUUAUUUUGGAAUUUGCCUAUUGGUUUAUUGGGAUUUUUGUUUCCUUUAUUACUCCUUUGUGGUUUUGUAUGUCUAUUAAAACAGAAUGAGGAUUUUGAACAAGGAAAUACAAUUUUUGUAUAAUUUUUUUACUUAUGUCAGUGUGGGUAACAGUAUUUUGCCAACUGCAAAGACAUUUACCACUUAGUGUUUUUUUUCUAAGUUACAUUUUUACACUCUAUCAUGCAAACUUAAGACAUUUUCAUGAUAAUGCAUCGUUAUAGCAACAGUCCCCCUCCCCAUCAAUCAUAUUCCCUCUCCCACACCUCCUUUUCCCACCUGAAUGCCCCCUGCUUUUCCUCCCUCUCCACCGAAUAGCCCUCUGUCUGCUCUCAGGUACCACUUGGUAUUUUUAAAAAACUAUUGUUGGAAUAUUUAUUGUCAGUUUUAUUCACCUGUUAUCAAAUAUGAAAUUAAAGCCUGCACAUCUGUUUGGGAAAAAAAGCAAAUAAGAGGCUACAACCAAUGCAGAGGCACAUGACUCCAGACUUAGGUUAUAGACUGACUGCAUUUGCGACCUUAAAAAGUAUUUUGUUGUAUGACUGAUUUAUAAAUAAUAUGUGAACUUUUAAAAAACAA